Schizosaccharomyces octosporus yFS286 is the source of this 1665-nucleotide messenger RNA. Its product is annotated as DUF1752 family protein. Lineage: Eukaryota; Fungi; Ascomycota; Schizosaccharomycetes; Schizosaccharomycetales; Schizosaccharomycetaceae. The transcript is spliced from 3 exons. Gene Ontology annotation, biological process: negative regulation of transcription by RNA polymerase II; regulation of nitrogen utilization; mitochondria-nucleus signaling pathway. Gene Ontology annotation, cellular component: cytoplasm. The coding region runs from base 1 to 1665 and encodes 554 amino acids. The record is from RefSeq and is a predicted model, not a curated record.
AUGACAAAACGAAUGCUUUCUUCGAAUCCGAUGCUCUCUUUAGAGACAGAAAAUAUUGCAAAACUGGGUACUUUAACAGCAGACAACUUGAGCUGCAUGUGGAAUGUUUUUACCAAAUGCGCUGAAAAUCUUGAAAACGGUCGUCGAUUAGAAAAUCUUUCGUGGAGGCUUUGGUAUCGCGAGGCUGUUAUGUCUGAACCCGGUCAGAGUUGCCAUGAACGAAUGGAAGCUUCAAUCCCUGACCUCUCUUCCAGCUGUGGUUCUAUAGCUUCUUCAGCUGAUUCGGAUGAGGACGUCUGUGCUUUCUCCCCUACUAGCAAAUCUGACACUAUCCGUCUAAACUCAACUACUAAUUCCGGAAGUCAAGAAUCUUUCGUGCAUGAGAACCCAAGAGGUUUAAUUCGAUCAACUUCUUCCUUGCGCCCACGAGCCAGACGCUCCAGUUCGCGUUUACUUUCUUCCGACACAUUUAGUCAACUUAUCACAUCAUUUUCUCCUUUGGAGAAACCUCUCGAAAAAUCAGCUGAUCUUCAUCAGCAACCGUCGAAUCCAUCUUUUAAAUAUCAAAAUCGACCGGCCUUAGCGGUAACCGUUAGUGAACCGCACUAUGCUUCUUCUUGUUCCGUUUCAGAUUACCGAAAGGAUUCGCAUGCAGAUACGAUGACACCACCUGGUCCCGCUCAGUCAAAUGAGAAGAUGUCAAAGAAAGAAUUAUCGAAAGUUGGUUCUUCUUCUCAUGCGAAACCACAAAUGGCAAAUAAAUCCGUCAGUAGUUCUGUAGCCGCAGCUGCUAGGGCUAAAGAUGCAGAGCGAGAAAAAAUCGCCAAAUUAACUGUGACACCCGGAAAAUCAACUAGUGUUAUUCAUGGAUUUCAUCCUAGUUCCUCAAAAACAACUCCUUCACCCUCUACCAAGACUAAAUCCGCAGUACAAGACUCCAAUACCGGAUCUGGAUCCUUAAAACAGGCUUUUAAUACGAAUAAAAGUCACCCGUUUUUUUAUCUUCGAGGUGCCUACUCUGACAAAAACGCCUCACAAUCAUCUUCAAUGAUAUCCACAACUGAUGAAGAGACGAAUCCUCCUAAAAAUACCGUUAUUCCUGAACUGAAAACAAGAGACCCCGAGGAAAGUGAAAAAGUCAGUUCGGAUAGUGACGAUGAAGAUGCUUGGGUUUCCGUCGAUGAAGAAGCGAACACCCCUCCGUGUUUCUAUAAACGGCCUCCUACACCUUUUUCUUCUUAUCGAAAUAGCGCUUUGUCUUUGCUAUUAUCAAAAGAGGAUAGAACUCAUGGCGGACACAAUAAUGAUUCAAGAUCACGAUUGGCCGCGGCUUCUCCGACUUUACCUAUAAAUGCAAGCAAAGCUAAUAAUCAUGAAGCCAACAUGGAAACUUUGAAUUCUAGCCUUUUAAGUGGUAGUAUUCCAUUGUCAUCGGAGCCCAGAGUUUAUCAAAUCUCUCAUAACAACGCUAACAAGACAAAAAUACUGAAUUCGGAAAUUUCAGAAAGUCUAAGACGAGAUCUAUUAUGGGAACGGAGACAGAAAGCGUCUUUGAGCAGCGCUGUCCUUCGGCGGCAUUUCAAUAAAGGUCAAUCUGGGGAUGAGGAUGCCCGUAACAAAAAGAUUGUCGAAAAAGCUUUUUCAAAUGAUUGCUCCGUCUGGUAG